CUCUGUAGGCAAGCAGGAGGUUAGCCAGGGAGCUACCACUGGAUUGGAAAGCUACAGGAAGCGAAAGCGAAGCACCAGGAGAACCGUUCACUUUUUCAGUCCACGAAAACAUCCCCCUCCUUGGAGAGUAAACACUCGGAAGAACUCGUGAUGGCUUUUUUGAUCAAGAGCAUGAUUGGGACCCUGUCAGGAAUAGGUCUUGGUGGUGGAGGCGACAAAGAGGAGGAGGCCACUCCGUCAGAUCCUGCAAAAGCAGCUGGGAUGACGCGCGAGGAGUAUGAAGAGUACCAAAAACAGUUGGUAGAGGAGAAGAUGGAAAGGGAUGCAGAUUUCUUACACAAAAAGGCAGAGCGGGCAACGCUGAGAGUGUGUCUCAGGGACAAAUACAGACUGCCAAAGAGCGAGCAGGACGAGAACAUGAUAGAGAUGGCCGGGGACGAUGUGGACGUGCCCGAGGAGCUGCUCAAGAUGGUGGACGAGGACGCCACGGAGGAGGAGGGCAAGGACUCCCUGAUGGGCCAGUUUCAAAACCUGCAGAACAUGGACAUGGACCAGCUGAAGAAGGCCUCGGCCACGGUGACCGAGCUGAAGAGCAAAGCAGAGGAGAAGUGCUCUGUCAUGUGAACAACCCAGGGUGGCAAAAGCAAAUGGUGGAAAGGCAGGGAUUGUCAAGAUAAAAAUUUAACAUAUUGCUUGGAAUAAACCAAGUUGUGAGUCUGAGGAUCUAUACAUUUGUUGAGAAUAAGCCCUCUCUCAUGUAAUGUCACAUUAUUUGAUUCAAAUUAUAACAAGAAAUUAUAUUAAAACCAUCAGAAAAUCUGCUAUAAAGUUUUCCUUUCAGAGUUUUUUUCUUCUUUUUUUUUUUUUGCACAAAAAUUUGCAGUUCAUUAUAAUGUAUCAAUGGUGCCCAAUCCUUCCACUCUUACUGUUCAGUGUCGUCAUGAAAUGAGACAGGUUAGUCUCUAUGAAUGCGUGCGUGUGCAUGUGUGUGUGUGUGAGUGUGUGU
Poeciliopsis prolifica (blackstripe livebearer) is the source of this 1006-nucleotide messenger RNA. Its product is annotated as complexin-4-like. The record is from RefSeq and is a predicted model, not a curated record. Gene Ontology annotation, cellular component: terminal bouton; SNARE complex. NCBI's taxonomy places the organism in Eukaryota, Metazoa, Chordata, Actinopteri, Cyprinodontiformes, Poeciliidae. Gene Ontology annotation, biological process: synaptic vesicle exocytosis; neurotransmitter transport; regulation of neurotransmitter secretion. Gene Ontology annotation, molecular function: syntaxin binding.